CUUGUGGAGAAAAUUGGAGGAAAGUCUGGUCUCACACGCUCGUUUUAUCCAGACUUUGGUUUGUGAUGGACGCUCUGGCUCAUCAGGAGUGCUGUCAUGUGACCUUCUCCCAGAGUGUCUCAGAGAAGUUGAAUCGUUUGGUGCAAUCAGUUGAAAGCAGAGCUCUUUCCCUCAAAUCAUCACCACCUGUGAACAAAGGUCAAGUCUUUCCUCCCACAUGCCUGCACUCCAAUUUGGUCAUCAGUUAGCCUUCUGACGUCAUUCCCACCAGCUGCUCCGUCCAAAGGUCCUAGUCUGACAGGAACUUUUCUCUCACAUCCCGAAAGCCUCUUUUCCAGGUCUCAUGAAAAAACAGACUUCGAGAGAAAAACAAAACAAAAAGCCAUCAGACAUUUCCUUUUUGAAGACUCAUCGCCCUGCUACAUCUGCACCUCACAGUCUUUUUGGGAUGUCUGAGGGAGAUAUUUCAGUGCUGCCAUUCCCAUCUGCAUCUCUGGAUUUAUCCAAGGAAGAGCCACAAAAGCUGACCAGGCUCUACAGUCAGAAAGGAGGAUAUCACCUGAGGAUUUCACUGGACGGAACUGUGAACGGUGGACGGCAGGAGAACGACCCAUAUGACAUCCUGAAGAUAAAAGCUGUGAGUGCAGGAGUGGUGGUCAUCAAAGGGGAAGCCUCAGGAAGAUACUUGGCCAUGAGCAAGAAAGGACAUCUGUAUGGAUCCCAAGCACUAACCGAUGAGUGCUACUUCGUGGAGAAGUACGAGGAGAACAACUACAACACGUAUCGCUCUCAGAAAUACGGCUGGUAUGUUGCUUUGAAGAAGAACGGCCAGCCCAAAGCAGGACCUGACACCCACCAGGGUCAGAAGGCCAUCUUUUUCUUACCGCGGUCUGCAGGCAAUGUUUGAAAGCAGAGACCAGCGAAAACUGUGGAUUUAAUUUGACAAAUUUAGUUUGCAGUAUGCAGUUCCGGGAAAUAAAUUACUUUAUGUGUAAUUGAAUGUAAAGCCCUGCUUUCUUUUCCAGGCUGCUUCAACGUUUGUCAGUGUUUAGAGCUGCAGACACCUCUGUGCUGAUACCUUUUUUUAACUCUGCAGAGGGAAAGUAUGUGAAGUAUCAGUUCAUCUGUCUCACACAAGUUUUUUCUUUGAGCCCCAGUUUGAAAUACUACUGACUGGAGACAGAAAUGUGCAGACUGAAUUUGGUAAAAACUACUAACAAAAACUGUUCACAAUUUAAUGAAAAGUAAAGAAACCUUUCAGCUUUUUGGAACAACAAUCAGUCCACAGAUGAUUAAGCAGUAAAGAUAAUUUGCUGACUUUUGAAUGUGUAUCAGCUUGCUCAAGUGUGAAUCACACGUUUUCCUGUGACUGCUCAUCUUAUGAAUAUCAAUUUUUGGUGCCAAUAAUUCAGCCUUAAAGUGUAUCCAGACUUUUUUCAUUUGAAAUGUCUUUAGAAUUUUUUUUUCAAUGGUCUGUGACAAUAGUAAUAUAUUGGUGUGAAAAGUAUUUACUACAUUAGUUUAGUUCUUUUGAACACUAAACGGCGAGCUGAGACUGAAAGGUUACAACUUGAUAAUUAAAUCAGUGUUGUGUUUGUUCUGUAAGACUGAAUUUUAAGUGGGUUUGGUUAAAGAUAUUUGAGUCUUUCAAAGAGGACCAAUUGUAAACAAAAACAACGAUUACAUGCGAUUUUAUUCUGCAAUGUUAAAUUUAAAUCUAUAUUUUUAUGCAUACAAUGUGAAUGAAGAAAGUGGUAACUCUUUGAUCAUUUUACAACUAGAUCACAAUGUAUUAACAUCAAUUUUGAUGUAUGUAAAGUACUUGCAUAUUAAAUGUUUCUUUUGUUAUA
Molecule: messenger RNA, 1850 nt
Organism: Oryzias latipes (Japanese medaka)
Lineage: Eukaryota; Metazoa; Chordata; Actinopteri; Beloniformes; Adrianichthyidae
Product: putative fibroblast growth factor 1
Molecular function (GO): growth factor activity
Source: RefSeq, a predicted model, not a curated record